Lymnaea stagnalis (great pond snail) is the source of this 162-nucleotide messenger RNA. NCBI's taxonomy places the organism in Eukaryota, Metazoa, Mollusca, Gastropoda, Lymnaeidae. The record is from the annotation of a GenBank genome assembly.
AUGAGUUUCGAGUGCGAAGUGUGCGGCAAAGGAUUGCCUUCCAGGCGAGAAUACGUCGGCCACAUGAAUGGGCGGCACCUGGGGAAGAAACCUUUCGCCUGCGAGCUCUGCGGCCGGCAAUUCGCCUACAUUACGAGCCUUCCGAUGCACAGGAAGACGUGC